GUUGGUUGUGAUACAAUGAUUGUUGAUGUGUCCUAUCAAAAGUCAGCGUUCUGCUGAGUGUGAAUAGCUGUUCGCAGCCGUACGAGAUAAUGAAAUAGCGAAAAGGUCACCAUGCAGUUCCUGGGCCGUAUAUUGGACACGGUGAGCUCCGUGUCGACUCUGUUCUCCAACCCUUACCGUGUGAGGGACGUGCAGCUGUCAGAUUAUAAUGGCAAAGUGCUACUGAAACAGGAGGGCCGACUGGUCCUGUACAAGAACCAGCAGAGCCGUUCAUGGGACUGCCUGCUUCUCUGCCCCGAGUCUUCAUCUGUGGCUCUGAGGAUGUUUCAGGUAGCGUCAGAGGAGGAUGCCAUGAAUUGGUUUCCUCAGUAUGCCCUCAAGCUCCGCCCAUUUUAUGAGAUGCUCCGCCCACCGCUGAAACCUGAGAUGUUCCAGCCAAUCGUGGACUGCGUGCGGAAUCACCCCGACUGGAGCUCGGCCCACGUCGCAGUGGAUACUGGAUUGAGAGAUUGUCUCAAACACAAUUACGUUUUGAGUCAGAUGAACGCCCGUAACGCCCAGGGUCAGACCCCACUGCAUCUGGCGUGCGAGAGAGGAGAUGUGGCCUGUGUACGAGAGCUCCUGGAGGAGUGUCAGGCACGUACGGACAUCAAGGACAAGAACGGAGAGACGCCCAUGCACUGUGCUGCUAAACAAGACUCUGCUAUUGUUAUAGAGGUUUUGUGUGCCCAGAUGUGCAUGGGUGUGAACGAGCUGAACGCCGCCGGGGAAACACCGAUCCACAUUGCAUGCCGUCUGGGGAGGGUGGAGGCGGUCAAGGGCCUGCUUGGAGGCGGAGCCCGCUGUGACGUCAUGGGAAGCAACGGCUAUCCAAUCCACACCGCCAUGAAGUAUAGUGAGAAAAGUUGUGCCGAAGCAAUUUUAAGCACCAACCCAAAUCAACUUUUGGCAGAGGAUCCGCUUUAUGGUGGAACGCCUCUUCACUGGGCCAAAACUGCUGAGAUGAGCCGUGUGCUGCUGGACAGAGGAUGUAACAUUAACUACCUGAGUAAGACCGGAGAGAGUCCGUUACACAUCCUGACCAAGAGGGGGCGCUUUGAGGCCGCAAUGACACUGCUGACCCAUGGAGCUGACCCCAACAUUAAGGGUCUGGAUGGGAACACAGCACUGCACCUCGCCAUGAAGUUGGACCACAUGGACCUGAUCAAAGCUCUCAUUGUGUUUGGAGCAGAUGUCGAAGUUCACAAUGACCUGGGAGAGACACCAGGACUCAUUGCAGCCCGUACCAGCAAGGGGCCCAACCGUAAGGUGCUCUUGAACAUGCUGUGUAGUGUAGGGGUCGAGCGGUGUCACCCCCCUUCCCUCAACAGCCCUAUACCCAGUGUCAACAAAGCUCCGCCUCCUGGCAUAGGGUUUGAUGACAUCAUGCACGUGGCGGCAGCUGUCACGGCCAUGAGUCGUGGAUUUGCAGAGGUUGAUGGGCUCAAGACAGGAAGCAAAGUGGACAGAUUGCUGUGUUUAGAUGGUGGAGGAAUAAAGGGACUGGUUCUGAUCCAGAUGUUGAUCGCUUUGGAGAAACAGGCUGGACGGCCCAUCAGGGAACUCUUUGACUGGGUGUCUGGGACUAGCACUGGUGGCAUACUGGCCCUCGCUAUUGUACACGGUAAAUCGAUGGAGUAUCUGCGCUGUCUGUACUUCAGAAUGAAGGAACAGGUAUUUAAAGGUUCUCGACCAUACGAGUCUGGCCCUCUGGAGGAAUUUCUCAAGAAUGAGUUUGGAGAACAUACCAAGAUGACGGACGUCACACACCCCAGAGUAAUGGUGACUAGCGUUCUUGCAGACAGACACCCUGGAGAACUGCAUCUGUUUCGUAAUUACGACCCACCGGUCCUGCAAAGAGACCCUCCCUACACAUCUACAGCCACAUUUCAACCUCUUACUGUGCCGCAGGAGCAAUUAGUUUGGCGUGCUGCCCGCUCCAGUGGAGCCGCUCCCACAUACUUUCGACCAAUGGGCCGUUUUCUGGAUGGAGGGCUGCUGGCCAAUAACCCAACGCUAGAUGCCAUGACAGAAAUACACCAGUACAACAAAGCCCUAAAGGCACAGGGCAGUGAAUCAGAGGUGUGCAGGUUAGGUGUGGUCGUCUCAUUGGGCACCGGUAAACCUCCUCAGGUGGCGGUGAACUCGGUGGAUGUUUUCAGGCCAUCGAAUCCACUGGAGCUGGCCAAGACCUUUGUUGGUGUCAGAGAACUGGGCAAGAUGCUUGUGGAUUGUUGUACGGACUCAGAUGGUUGUGCUGUGGACCGAGCCAGAGCGUGGUGUGAGAUGGCCGAUAUAAACUAUCACAGGUUGAGUCCUCAGCUCUCUCAGGAGGUGAUGCUGGAUGAGGUCAGUGACGCUGUGUUAGUUGACAUGCUGUGGGAGACUCAGAUGUACCUGUACGAGCACAGAGAUGUCAUACAAACCCUCUGCCAGCAGCUACUGCAGCUUUGACAACAGCUCCCAGACUGACGGUGAUGAAGAGGGUUUUGGUGGCUUAAUAUGCAUCAGUGAUAUAUCCUAUACAAAUAAUGAAUCUGUUUACAUUAGUGUAUGUUUUCAGAACAAGAUGUUAGAUCAAUUUAAAGGCAGAAUAUUUAUUUAAAAAUAUUAUAGAUAUAUAAUUAUAUCAUGCUUUCCCCAUAUGUUUUGUAUUUGUAUCAUAAAUGCCAAAUUGGACCAAGGUUAAUCAUAUAUAACAUACAUGAAGGAUUUAAAGUGUCGUUUUAUAGAAACUAUCACUACCCAAUUUAAAGUUUGACCUGUGAGAUAUUUUUGUAUUGCAUUACAGUUUAUGUAUGCUAAAUUGCUCAUUUAACAUGUUCUAUGUCUAACAUUUGCACUGAUCAGGGUGAAGUGAGUAGGUGCUUUCUUUGAAGCAAUGUUUUUAUUCAUUAUUUAUCAAUAUAUAUAUAUAUAUAUACAUUAAUUUUGUUCUUUUUAUCAUGUGUGACAUUUAUAGAGAAACUUGACACUUUUUUUUUUUUUUUGAAAGUUAUUGUGACGUGAGUGAGAGUCAUAGGUCAAACUAUAACCACUGUGAUUGAAUACCAAGUACUUUCUUGCAUUUACCAUGUUAUGCAUUAAUCCAUGUACUUGGAAAUGAUCUUCAUAGCGUUUUUGUGUGCUGUCUCCUGUGUCAUUUUAAACAAAAGCCUUGUUUUUUUGCGCAAUCUGUCAUGUAUAACCUUGCAUACUUGAACAUUUUAAAGCUGCAACUGGUAAAAUCUCAGUCUGUGAAGUAUAGAAAUUAUAAUCAAAGAUUAUGUAUAACAUACUGAUGUUUUUAACAACAAAUAUGCAUCAAGUGUAACUUAAUAACCUCUUGUUUCUCAUUAGCCUUGUGUUAUUGUUUGGUUUGUUGAUAAAAUAUUUACAGCUCAUUUUUAUAGAAACUUGGUGAUUACUUAUACUUGACACUGAACUUACAGAUUUGUUGUUCAGAGACCAAAAUAAGCAUUUAUUCACUUUAUAUGUAUAACCUGCUGCUGUGGCAUUGAUUUUGAAACAUUUUAAUGAAGUGAUAUUAAUUUAAAAUAAAAAAGCACAUAAUUAUUCAA
Messenger RNA from Labeo rohita (rohu), 3599 nucleotides. It is a transcript of the gene pla2g6, whose product is annotated as phospholipase A2, group VI (cytosolic, calcium-independent). Lineage: Eukaryota; Metazoa; Chordata; Actinopteri; Cypriniformes; Cyprinidae. Gene Ontology annotation, cellular component: mitochondrion. Gene Ontology annotation, molecular function: protein binding. Gene Ontology annotation, biological process: cardiolipin acyl-chain remodeling; positive regulation of ceramide biosynthetic process. The record is from RefSeq and is a predicted model, not a curated record.